Molecule: messenger RNA, 876 nt
Organism: Bolinopsis microptera
Lineage: Eukaryota; Metazoa; Ctenophora; Tentaculata; Lobata; Bolinopsidae
Exons: 2
Coding region: 1-876 (291 amino acids)
Molecular function (GO): zinc ion binding; nucleic acid binding
Source: RefSeq, a predicted model, not a curated record
AUGGCUAUAAAGAAGAAUUUAGCAGGCUUUAUUGCAAGGACAGAUGAGAACAUUUACAAGCUGUUGAAGUCACUGACCGUAAAAAAGAUGGAAGACUGCAGUUACGAGGAGUGUAAGAAACUCAUUUUAGAUCACUUGGCCCCUGCACCAACAAAGUUUGCUCAAAGAUACAAACUAAGAAGCUGUGUACAAGAGGGUGAAGAAACCACAGCGACCUACGUUUCAAGAUUAAGAACAAUCGCAAAUGAAUGUGAGUUUGCCAACUACAACGAGGCUAUAUUGGAUCAGCUGCUCGCUGGGCUGAGGAAUCAAAAGGUUGUUUCCGAGUUGUUAACGAAGGAUGACUUAACACUGGCAACCGCGGUGAAGGAAGCGUUAAGCCGUGAGCAAGCAAACAGGGAGGCUCAGUUCAUGAAUAGCACGUUAUCACCGGGAGAGUCAUCGAGAUCAGUGAACUUUGUGAAACCAACAUUCAAAAGAACAAUGAAAAACCUCUAUGGGAAGAAGGGGGAAAGUUCAGGUGGUUCGGGUGGAAAGCAGAAAAGUGGAAUGCAAAAGGGACUUAAAUGUAGACGGUGCGGACUUCGUGGACAUAUUGGUGAAAAUUGUCAAGUCCGGUGUCAUAUCUGCAAACGUAUUGGACACAUCUCCAAGAAUUGCAAGCAAAACAGCAUUGUUCACAACAUUGAACAAGGAGAGUCGAGUUCGGAGAGUUAUGAGUUCGGUAUGGAUGAGAAUUGUGAAAAUGUCUUGGACAAUGAGCUUUACCCCGAGUAUGAUCAUGACAAUGAGUGUAAUUCAGUUGAGAUUGAAAAAGGAGAUCACAAGUUUAAUCAGUUCUGGAGACUGUUCCUGGACAGAGUUAGGACGGUUUAA